AUGCUGCGAUUCGUGACUUUGCUUGCAGCGGUGCUGUAUGUGUCUGCCGUACCGAACCCUAUCUCCAACGUGUUGAAACUUGACUUGGAUCCUGAUGAAGCCCAGAACUAUAUCAACAACCCACCUUACACCGAGCCUCAGCUGGUUGGACGCAAGGCUGUUUUACCUCUGAUCAGGUUUGACGAUCCGAGGUUUCGCUCUGCUGAAGCAGGCCCAACCCUUGGUCAUUACUGGAGGAAUGGAGAGGAGAUCACGAACCCAGAAGAUUACGUUGAAGAGAUAUACGACGCUUCUCAAUACCAUGGCCAGGACGGCCGUGGUGCAUACGUCUACGGAUAUGAGACCCCGGAGUCCGCAAAAGUAGAAGACCGCGCAGGAUCCGGCAAAGUCAAGGGAUCCUACACGUACAAGAGUGGCAACGACAUCAUUAAGGUUACUUACUGGGCCGACAGCGAGGGCUUCCACCAGGAGGACAACCUGCCCAAAAUCGAGCUGAAGCCUGCAGAAGAGACGGAGGCAGUACGCGCGGCGCGUCUCGCCCACGAGAAAGCUUGGCAGGAGGCACGCGCUGCCGCGCUGCUGUCGCCGCAGCCCCAGGGUGAAUACGAGCCAUCUGCAUCCGAGCUGCAAGAUUCCGUCGUGUCUGCGCCGGCUCCGGCAGAAGCACAAUCGCGCGAGGGCAAAGCAUUGCCGGCCUACGGACAAAACUCCUACCCGCAGCAGUCCUACCCUCGGCCGUCCGUCUCGACAACCACAGAAGAACCUGAGCCCACCGGUCCCCCACGUGGUUUCUUCUACAGUUUCACAUAUCCGGUCUCCAUCAUAGUUCCCAAGGAGAGUGCACAACCUGAACAGAACUAUAACCAGGACUUCAAACGCGCUUAA
Messenger RNA from Parnassius apollo (apollo), 885 nucleotides. The record is from the annotation of a GenBank genome assembly. NCBI's taxonomy places the organism in Eukaryota, Metazoa, Arthropoda, Insecta, Lepidoptera, Papilionidae.